AUGGAUACAACGGAUUCUCAACUGCAUGUUGAGAUCGGUCAAGGUUCAACUCCAAACCCUGAGCAAACUCUACCAUCCCAAAGGGUUGAAGAUUUGCAGGCUGAAAUUGAGCGACUUCGUGCUCAGAUUCGGUCUGCAACGGAGGCUCCACAACCACUACCGGUUCCUCUACCAACUUUCUACGGGAGUACGGGAGUCCCUAGAUCCUCCAACAACCAUUAUAAUGGCAUUCCGGCAACAACUGAAGCAGCGGCCCAAGAUGUCCCCCCAAUUGUUCCUCACGUCAAAGAACUUCCUCCCCCGGGGACGUUUUCUCAACCAAGUACCGGUCGCCCCCUUGCUUUGGCCAUUCUAAAUGAGCCGUACCCGGGAAACAUCCAUAUACCCAACCUUCCGGAGUACAAUGGCACCACCGACCCAGAAGAUCAUCUCAGUUCCUUUGAGAUUUUGAUGCCUCUUAUUGGUGCCUCUGACGCCACCAUGUGUAAAAUAUUUCCCGCCACACUUGGAGGGGACGCUCGUCGAUGGUACUCUCAGCUUCGUAAUGGUAUCAUCAACAACUUCACCGAAUUUUCCACACUGUUUCGGUGCAAGUUUUAUGCCCAAAAGCGACAAGCAGUGAGCAUCAAUCAGCUCAUGAAUACCAAGCAACGAGAGGGUGAGGCUUUAAAAGCCUAUUAUGCUAGGUACAACACCUUGGCUAUAGGCGUCACUUCCCUCUCUGUUGAAGUAAUUGUCAACACGCUGACACGAGGAACAACAAACAGUCUUCUUCGGGCUUCCCUCAUCAAGAAACCCCCUCGGAGUAUGUUUGAGCUACAGGAGCGGGUCAUGAAGUACAUCGAUCUAGAAGAAGCUUUACAAGAUUCCUCUUACGUUGUGCCAAAGCGUAGGAGGGAUUCGCCUCCGCCAAACCGAUUAUGGUUCGCCUGUUCAAUUUAUACUUGA
Molecule: messenger RNA, 948 nt
Organism: Linum trigynum
Lineage: Eukaryota; Viridiplantae; Streptophyta; Magnoliopsida; Malpighiales; Linaceae
Source: the annotation of a GenBank genome assembly